Phycomyces blakesleeanus NRRL 1555(-) is the source of this 675-nucleotide messenger RNA. RefSeq lists its product as hypothetical. The coding region runs from base 6 to 560 and encodes 184 amino acids. The transcript has 4 exons. The record is from RefSeq and is a predicted model, not a curated record. Lineage: Eukaryota; Fungi; Mucoromycota; Mucoromycetes; Mucorales; Phycomycetaceae.
CCGAAAUGAGCGGCCGUCAAGAUAGAAUCGAGAACUUCUUUAGUGCUCCUAAUAACAUUAACAUGCUUCAAUCCAACUUUUGUGAUGAGAUCCUACCUCCUCUGCUCAACAUCGCAUCUUCCAGUCGCCCAUCAUACCGUCUUUUGGAAGCAAUCAUUCAAAUUCCAUCCUCUUCUCACUUACCAGACCACCCCUGUUGCCGUUUUGUGAUUGCUGUCCUCAAUCAAUGGGCUACAGUGUGGUUCGAAUUAUUAAGGCAGGCUAUGGGCGAGCUUGUGUCUGCAGUACUUGAUGUGAUUGAAAGUGAAAUGGAUGAUACAGACGAAGACAGAAACAUGGCAGAAAGUAUCGGGAGCCAGUGUGUAGUGCUUUUGACAAAUUGGUGGAUGAAAUCUCAUCGAUCUCAAGCAGCAGAUGACCUCUUGCAAGAUCGUGCAUUAAUUCUGCAAGUGAUGCAGCUAGGUGGUUUAGUAGGAAAACCUUGCCCAAAAGAGUGGUCCCAUGUUGAUAAUAAUCGAAAGAAGCGAGGAAUCAUGGUCGAUUCUGAUGAAUCUGAAUAAUAGCUAAUAACAACAAUACAAAUAAUCAUAGUCAUAGUCAUAAUAUUAGUAAUAUACAUAUAGCAAAACGGGUCCAAAAGAGUAUGUAAUUGAAAAAUAAUAAUCAUAAUAUUGU